Messenger RNA from Pungitius pungitius (ninespine stickleback), 3650 nucleotides. It is a transcript of the gene mgat1b, whose product is annotated as alpha-1,3-mannosyl-glycoprotein 2-beta-N-acetylglucosaminyltransferase b. Gene Ontology annotation, cellular component: Golgi apparatus. The record is from RefSeq and is a predicted model, not a curated record. The transcript has 4 exons. The coding region runs from base 531 to 2072 and encodes 513 amino acids. Gene Ontology annotation, biological process: protein N-linked glycosylation. Gene Ontology annotation, molecular function: alpha-1,3-mannosylglycoprotein 2-beta-N-acetylglucosaminyltransferase activity. NCBI's taxonomy places the organism in Eukaryota, Metazoa, Chordata, Actinopteri, Perciformes, Gasterosteidae.
GUUAGGAAGAAGAGGCUUGAGCUGCAGCUGGUGCGCUCAGUGAGCACAGCAGCAGCAGCAGCUCGGAGGGACGACCUGUGGAGAUGUAAAUGUCUUUAGUGUCUACAUUGACCAGCCAUGUCAGCGUGGUCCCAGGAGAAGCUACAUGGCUCACUAGCCAGCCGCCGUCCCCCGGCUUACUGGAUCCAACAAAAAGGAAGCGCCGUGACUCCUCUUAUCCGCUGAUCCUCGUCAGGAGGAUGGCCAAAGGGUAAUGUCCAAGAAGUCCCUUCACCAACACCCACAGUGACCCCACUUCCCCCUUUUUUAAUUCUCCUCGGCACUUGUGAAACCUCCCAUCGCCUGACUGACUUUGUGUCCCAUCUCAGACAAUGUCCCAAUCCUCCUCCUGACAGCCUCUCAACCAAAACAUAGGAUGACUCUCCAAAAAAAUCAAAUGUGAUCAGAUCUAACCUUGUGGGAUUGCCUGUUGGAGUUUGACUUUGUUCCCUACCUGCAGCCUCCACAAGCACUUCUUGGGUCAUUGGGCCAUGGUUCGCAAGAAGGGUUCUCUUAUACUAUGCGGUGCUUUCCUCUUUGUGGCCUGGAAUGCUUUGCUUCUACUUUAUCUUUGGGGUCGUCCUCCUAUCGGCCGCCUCGGAGAAGGUGUUGGAGCAGAACCAGGAGGAAAGGACGAGUGGGCCUUGGGAAGAGGGAAAGGAGGCCGAGUCAACCUGGCCGCAGAGGUAAUCAGGCUGGCAGAGGAGGUUGAAAUUCAGCUCGAGACCCAGAAAGAGCUACUGAAGCAGAUUGAAAGUCACCGGGCAUCGUGGGCUCGGCAGAACGACGUCGGGAAAAGAGAAACCGAGGAUGCAAAAGAAGUCCAACAAGAGGUUGUCCACCAGCCCUCAACCCCUCCACUCCCUCUCAAAGAAAACCCCCCACCAGAGCCUGUUCAUACAGUGUCUUCACACACUGCGGUACACAUGCAUCAGGUCAUCAGCAUAAAGGAAGACGUUGCUCAGAGCAACGAGUUGCCGACUUCUGUUGCCAAUCCGGAAGUUGUCAUUCCCGUUUUAGUCAUUGCUUGUGACAGAGUGACGGUAAAACGGAGCCUCGACAGACUAAUCCAGUACCGGCCCUCCCCAGCACUCUAUCCAAUCAUCGUCAGCCAAGACUGCGGCCACGCAGAGACGGCUCGAGUGAUUGGCUCGUAUGGGGAUCAAGUGACACACAUUAAACAACCGGACCUGUCUGACAUCAGAGUUCGACCAGAGCACAGGAAGUUCCAGGGCUACUACAAAAUUGCCCGACAUUACCACUGGGCGCUCAACCAGGUGUUCAACACCUUCUCCCAUUCCACUGUGGUCAUAGUGGAGGAUGACCUGGAGGUGGCUCCGGACUUCUUUGAGUACUUCCGAGCCCUGUACCCGAUAUUGCGAGCGGACCCCACCCUGUGGUGCGUUUCUGCGUGGAACGAUAACGGCAGAGACGCCUUGGUGGACCCAUCCAGAGCCGAGCUCCUCUACAGAACAGACUUCUUCCCCGGUCUGGGCUGGAUGCUGCUGAAGGAGAUGUGGAAUGAACUAGAGCCCAAGUGGCCCUCGGCCUUCUGGGACGACUGGAUGCGUCAACCAGAGCAACGCAAGGACCGCUCCUGCAUCCGACCCGAAAUCUCCCGGACGAUGACCUUUGGCCGGAAAGGCGUCAGUUUAGGUCAAUUCUUUGACCAGUACCUUCGCUAUAUUAAGCUCAACACUAAAUUUGUGCCUUUUACCAAACAAGAUUUGUCUUAUUUGUUGAAAGAGAAGUAUGAUGAAAACUUUAUAAAGGAAAUUUAUGGCACCCAUCUGGUGAGGAUUGAGGAUCUGCAACAAGGGGGCGGUUUAAAAGGCCCUGCCCCGUACAGGGUGCAGUACUCGACCCGGGACAGCUUUAAAGUCUUUGCUCGAAAUCUAGGGGUGAUGGAUGACUUGAAAUCUGGAGUUCCUCGUACAGGUUACAGGGGCGUGGUGAAUUUCCUGUACCGGGGGCAACGGGUGUUCUUGGCUCCACCCGAGGGCUGGACGAAGUAUGACGUCAGCUGGAGCUGAGAGAAGGUUUCAGACUCUGUGAAGGGUGUUGAAGAGGGGGGGGACACACACCUCUCAGACCAAAGAAUAGCAGCAGACACACGAAGGAACUAAAGCGGCACCGAUGGGCGAGGACAGCAAGUGUGGAGCCAGACCUGCUUGUUACGAAAUGCUUAUUCAGCAACACAUGCGUCACAAAGAGAACACACACUCUGCUUCACAACAGCUAGUGGCAAUGGGUACUGGCCAAGGGUUACCUCACAUUCAUUAGCCAAUUGGAAAAGCUAGUAGGAAACCUCUGUGUUUCAGUGUCUGAGGCCAAACGCGAGAACUGGUUCAUCUUUUCACUGUCAGCAAGUCGGUUAAAGUUGAAAUUGAUUCAGCUCUUUAGAUGAUCUUACUUUUCACCUGGCUAAUUACAGGCAGUUUGAGCAACAUGAGAAGCUUGCCUUAACGUUUCAUAGGGAAUACAAAAGCUCACCGUAUAAACUCGGCUGCUGGUUAAUAUUAAACACAUUAUUUCACUGCGUUUGAACUGAAAGGAAAAUAGCAAAUGUACAGAAAGCAGGAAGUGCAGCUGGAGCGAGGCAUGUUCUUUGAUCCAACAAACUUCUGUCAGACAUGGUCUGUUGAGGUGGUCAGGAUGGACAGGAGACCUUCUAGGAUUCCUGUCCACCAAUAAGCAGGGAAGACAUGACCUGCUGUGUGUUGCCUGUAAAAGAAGAGUGCGUUCUUUCCAGAAGACAUCCUUCCAUCAGCUGACUUGGCUUUACUUUGUCUAAACACUAUGUGCGCACAUACAAGGUCUCAGUCAGCCCAAACAUCACUAGGUUUUCUUUUGGAAGCUUAGGAAAUAAUGGGAGGGAGUUGUAGGUGCCAGAAAGUAAAAACACCAAAUACCUGAUGUAUAUAGGUGCUGCUGAACACGGCCUGGGAAGCAGUGGGAGGACGAAGCACAACGCCAGUUAAAGCAGAGAGAUGAUCUCAUGCCUCUAACUCCGUUGGGUGGACUUGAUUGAAAUACACUGGUGUGCGCUUUGUUAGUAGCAUACUGAGGCCUUCACAAUGGAAGGCCUCAUGUUUCUUACUCCUUUCUUUUGUAUUUAAUGUUUCUGAGGUUAAACCUUAUCAGUGUGACGGACGGAGAUAAUGUGUUUCUAGAAGGAAAUAGUAAAUAUCAAGGAUUGAACUUUUGGUAAUGCUCUUUUGAGUUUGUUUAAUUGUCUUGAACUUGAAGUUCAAACAAGUUUGCAGUCUACAGUGCUGGCUGCUUGUGAUCCCGAAGCCAUGAUACAAGUAACACAACAUGUCAUGUCAUCUUGGGUUUGUUUGAAGAACCACUGAUUGUUCCAACCGUCUGGUUUCCACAACAAGAAGGCUGUGCAGUUGCUGGAGUGAUUUUUACUGUACUGUACUUUGCUUUGGGAGAUUAUCCACAGCUCAAUUCUCAUUUCUAUGGUGAUGUGUAAAGCCACUGCCUGGUGUUUAUAACUUCAAUACUAUAUAAAUAAAAUCAACUAUUUUAAUUGUGUGUGUGUAUCAUGAGAACUGGUUGGAAUACUUCAUCGGUUGGUUACUGCAUCAGGAAGUAUGUCCUAC